UAAUCUCACCACGUCAUACACAUUGAACACGCAACAACCACAGCCUGUUGAACACACUUUAGACGUUUGAGAAACAGCAAAGGUCAAUCAUUGAGCCUUAAAUAGUAACAGUUGUCCUUUUCUUGGAUUACUCCACCUUUUCGUCUGUGUUUUUUUCCGGUUUCUCUUUUCACCCCUGAGUUCCUCUCUACAAGUUGGUUGAAUAGAGGCCAUUCAGAGCAAUUUGUUGUUGAUUUUAUUAUACGGGUGUGUGUUUUUGUUUUGUUUUGGAAAAAACAUCAACAUAUAUUGUGACUGGAAAGAGGUAUGAACGUUUACCAUACCGCUGCUAAGGAGCACAUUAAGCCCUGGGAUCUCAACCUGUCCUUCCCAAAAAGGCUCAAGCAAUCGCAAGAGAUUUCCGCACUGUUACGCGAGCUCUCAACCACCGAGGAGUCCAUUGACUAUGCGUGGGUAGCAAAGGCCAUCCUCAACAGGGCAACAAACACCUUGACAGAGGAGCUCUUCUCGAAAACUACUGAUAUCACCGAUGACGGUGUUCUGGCCGGCGAGGACGAUGGUGCUCCUGGUGACGACAGUGAGGUAAUCGCUGGUGCUGAUACAGAUGAGCCAGCAGCGGAGGUUGGUGAUGAAGAGACUACUGGCUCUGGUGACACUGACCAUGGGAGUAGACCGAAUAAACGUCAGAGAACAGAGAAUGGGGCGGUCGUCAAUCCAAUGACAGGUGCACUGGACUUCCCAGGCUCCUUACCUUCGCGCUGGAAAGAGAUCCAAAGGCUAAGUGUCACGGCCAUCAACAAUGAACAGGAUUUGAUUGACUACUUCCUCUUCAAACAGAUUGCGAUACAACAGGUGAGACAAGCGGCCAUUGAUACGUGUGCUUUGUUUUCUUCUUUCAGGCUUGUUGCCAACGUGUCCUCUCUAAUGGCAUUAAAGGAAUUGCUGUUGAACAAUUACGCACUGUUGAAAUGGAUCCCAAUAUCAUGGAUCACACUAUCGAUCAACAACAGUGGCUGUUUGGCGAACCUCGUGGAUUCAGGCUCGCUUGUGGAUUUCAUCUUUGAAUCUGACACAUCUAUAACGUCGUUGAUUGGCUGGUUGACCAAGUUGCAAACAAAGCAACCGCAGUCGUUCUUUAUAGAGAAUUCAGAUGAGGUUGAGUCGCUGUUAGGAUUGACUUCGACCAGCCAUACAGCUGAUUCUAAGAAACAAAGUAAUAGAAUAGCAAGGGGAAAGAUCUCAGAUGACAUCUAUGUGUCUGAAGCUCCACAUCAACAGGUGAUUGCAGCAGCCGAUAUCAAACAACUAAUUGGCCAUAGAAAGAAGAAGAAAGGGUACGUCAUUGAAGUUGAGCUCAUCUCCAAUGGAUCGUUCGAGUGGGUAAGGGCAAGUGAACUCAAAAGAGUGGCACCUGACCUUUUACAUAAAUAUGCUUCAGAGUGUGGGUUGACUAAGUACCAAUAGCAGCGUAUUCCAAGUACAAAUAAAACAUGUUAAACAAAUAAGAAAGUAAAACAAUAAAACAAACUAUCUCAUACCUAUAUUAACGGGAUCAAUGAUUGAUUAAAAGUGCAUCAAGGUUAUUCUCUUUGAACAUUGCACCAUCAUCAGCGAGUGUGUCUAGGUUUAAAGGCCCAAUGACGAAACCACAUGGCUCUUCAGCAGUUUCGAUGACAAACUCCAGCUUAUC
Messenger RNA from Williopsis jadinii, 1690 nucleotides. RefSeq lists its product as uncharacterized. The transcript has a single exon. The coding region runs from base 307 to 1464 and encodes 385 amino acids. The record is from RefSeq and is a predicted model, not a curated record. NCBI's taxonomy places the organism in Eukaryota, Fungi, Ascomycota, Saccharomycetes, Phaffomycetales, Wickerhamomycetaceae.